Molecule: messenger RNA, 2150 nt
Organism: Capsicum annuum
Lineage: Eukaryota; Viridiplantae; Streptophyta; Magnoliopsida; Solanales; Solanaceae
Product: 4-coumarate--CoA ligase 2
Exons: 6
Coding region: 187-1836 (549 amino acids)
Molecular function (GO): CoA-ligase activity
Source: RefSeq, a predicted model, not a curated record
ACUACAAUAAAAGUUAAACCCGUCCAAAAAAGAUGUUUUCAUACUACAAUCAGUAUACUCAAAUUUAUAUAUAUACUCAACCUCUGGAGUUUUAAUUAACAGGCACCUAAAAGUCUAUACCCUUUUAACUCAAUCUUUUUCAAAAAUAUUCCUCUAUUUUUCCUUCUUCGAAUUAGUCUCAAAAAGAUGGAUCCAAAGCAAGUAGGAGAUACAAUUUUCCGAUCAAAGCUUCCUGAUAUAUACAUCCCUAAUCAUCUUCCUUUACAUUCUUAUUGCUUUCAAAACAUUUCAGAAUUUAGCUAUCGUCCUUGUUUGAUCAAUGGAUCCAACGAUCAAAUUUAUACCUAUGCUGAUGUUGAGCUCACUUCAAGGAAAGUUGCAGCUGGCCUUAACGAGUUAAAGAUCCAACAAAAGGACACUAUAAUGAUCCUCUUGCCUAAUUCUCCAGAAUUUGUAUUCUUCUUCUUAGGUGCAUCAUAUGUUGGAGCUAUUUCCACAAUGGCAAAUCCUAUGUUCACACAAGCAGAGGUGGUGAAACAAGCCAAGGCCUCAAAGGCCAAGCUCAUUAUCACACAAGAAUGUAAUUUGGACAAAGUGAAGGACUAUGCAUUUGAGAAUGAUGUGAAGGUCAUUUGCAUUGACGAGUCAUCGGGGGACUUGCCCGAGGGCUGCUUACACUUCUCCAACCUAAUUUUAAAUUCUGUAUUCGCCUCAGAACACGACCCGCCCGAGGUAGAAAUCCAGCCGGACGACGUGGUGGCACUUCCGUACUCGUCGGGGACUACGGGGCUACCAAAAGGGGUUAUGUUGACACAUAAGGGGCUAGUCACUAGCGUGGCACAACAAGUUGAUGGUGAAAAUCCAACUUUGUACCUUCAUAGUGAAGAUGUGAUACUUUGUAUCUCGCCCUUGUUUCAUAUUUAUUCCUUGGUCUCUAUUUUGCUUUGUGGAUUGAGGGUUGGAGCAGCUAUCUUGAUAAUGCAGAAGUUUGAUAUUGUUUCAUUCUUUGAGUUGGUAGAGAAGUACAAAGUUACUAUUGGACCCUUUGUUCCACCUAUUGUUUUGGCCAUUUCUAAGAGUCCAGUAGUUGAUAACUAUGACCUUUCAUCAGUACGGAGAGUCAUGUGUGGGGCAGCACCAUUAGGAAAGGGGCUUGAAGACGCAGUUCGAACCAAAUUUCCUCAUGCAAAAUUUGGUCAGGGUUACGGAAUGACGGAGGCGGGUGCACCGAUGUCAAUGUGCUUGGCAUUCGCAAAAGAACCGUUUGAGAUAAAAUCAGGGGCAUGUGGAACUGUUAUAAGGAACGCAGAAAUGAAAAUUGUGGAUCCAGACACUGGUAUCUCUCUUCCUCGAAACAAACCUGGAGAGAUUUGCAUAAGAGGCGAUCAGAUUAUGAAAGGUUAUCUGAAUGACCCUGAGGCAACUGCACGAACAAUAGACAAAGAAGGAUGGCUACAUAGUGGUGAUAUAGGCUACAUUGACGAAGAUGACGAGCUUUUCAUUAUGGAUCGAUUGAAGGAAUUGAUAAAAUACAAAGGUUUUCAAGUGGCCCCUGCUGAGCUUGAAGCACUUCUCCUCAAUCUUCCCGAUAUUUCAGAUGUUGCUGUUAUACCUAUGAAAGAUGAGGAAGCAGGGGAAGUUCCAGUGGCUUUUGUUGUUAGAUCUAAUGGAUCCACCAUUACAGAGCACGAAAUCAAAGAUUUUAUCUAUAAGCAGGUGAUCUUUUAUAAGAGAAUAAAGAAGAUAUUUUUUGUGGAUGCAAUUCCUAAAUCUCCAUCAGGCAAAAUACUUCGGAAGGACUUGAAAGCCAGACUGGCUGUUGGGCUUCUUAAAUAACACUUUUGGCUUUGGGCUCUAUGGUAUUAGUAUUACUACGAGGAAACUACAUAAAGAGCUAUGAUUUGAAACAUAAUUACUAUCAAUAGCUAUAAUGCAGUUAAUUAUGAUUCAUAGCUACUUUUUCGGUUUAGUAUGUCUAUAUCACCUAUAUGCAUUCGCUCCAACUCGAUGUAUCAAUGCAUAAAACCACGUUGGAUACAUUCAUGAUAGGUAGUAUACGUUUAUUAAGUAUCAUUGUAUCAAUGUAUACUGUAACAAUCCUCAUUGUGAUUUUUAGCUUUUCUAUAUAUUUGAUCAUGUCCUUCUCCGUA